GCUCUGCUCUCCUUCCUUCCUGCCUGCUCGGUGAAUCGGUGUGGGAUUAAUCCGGCCUGUCGGUGUUAGCAGCCGCUGCUCGUCGUUGUCGGUGCCGUUUCUGCAGCUAUUGAUCAGCACACGACCGGUGGAAACAUUAUCUUUGCUGGAUACAUAAACACCGAGCCCGGCGAGAAGCAUGUCCACCGCCCUGGAGAGCUACAUUAACCGAACUGUGGCCAUCGUCACCUCAGACGGCAGGAUGAUUGUGGGCACUCUGAAGGGCUUCGAUCAGACCAUCAACCUGAUCCUGGAUGAGAGUCACGAGCGGGUGUUCAGCUCCAGUCAGGGGGUGGAGCAGGUGGUGCUGGGACUCUACAUCGUCCGAGGAGACAACGUGGCGGUGAUCGGGGAGAUCGACGAGGAGACCGACUCCACCCUGGAUUUAGGAAACAUCCGGGCCGAGCCGCUCAACUCUGUCGUCCACUGACCCCCCCCCAAACCAUCUCCAUGGCUCGCUCGCUCCUCGCUGAUGCCAGACGCUCAGCACCGAGCAGUAAAUUCAGAUUUAUCAUCUACAUUUAUCUUUCUUUUUUUUUUUUUUGUCUCAUCACUCGGCUGCUGAGUCGCACAACCGUCAAACAAAGCUGGUGCCCGCGCCGCGGACUCUCCAUCGUGAGGCGUCUUGGCGGCACCUCGUAGUGGAUAGACUUACGCGCUCGAACGAAGCGGCGGAGGGCAACUGUGCUGCACUGUGCCGUAAACGGGGAGUGAUUCAGGACGCGGCAUCAGUUGUGCGGACGAGUCUCACGGGAGCCGCUUUUAACGCCGGAUCGGCUGAGACCUCCUGGAACCUGUAAUAUGGACUGAAACGAUUGAAAAUAAACAAUUUAUCCAGAAAACAACCUUCUUUCAGUAACCGGCUCCUGUUGUGACGUUUUUCUGUUUUGGAUUUUUUUAUAAAUAAAGAGGUGAAUUGUUAAAGUGGUUAGAUGAACUUUUUUAUGCUUUGAGGCUUUUUGUCAGGCUGUGAUUGUUUAAUAAAGUUUCAUUUCUCAUA
Messenger RNA from Xiphias gladius (swordfish), 1039 nucleotides. It is a transcript of the gene lsm8, whose product is annotated as LSM8 homolog, U6 small nuclear RNA associated. Gene Ontology annotation, cellular component: precatalytic spliceosome; U4/U6 x U5 tri-snRNP complex; U6 snRNP. Lineage: Eukaryota; Metazoa; Chordata; Actinopteri; Istiophoriformes; Xiphiidae. Gene Ontology annotation, biological process: mRNA splicing, via spliceosome. The transcript has 4 exons. Gene Ontology annotation, molecular function: RNA binding. The coding region runs from base 179 to 469 and encodes 96 amino acids. The record is from RefSeq and is a predicted model, not a curated record.